AUUUUUUGUUUAGUAUAUAUAACUCAGCCAAGCAGCAAUAGUUUCAGAUGUCGAACGACACUAUUGUGCAUUGUUUAAUUAUUACUUGGCCAAUCAGCGCAAAUUUCAAUGGAUGUGAAUUUGAAUUAGUGGGAAGGUGGCACUGUCUGUGAAGGGUGUUUGGGAUGUACAGUAAUUCAACAAGAAUUUGAGAAAGAAGCUGUAGCUGUUUGCAUCUUUAGGUCUCAUGGCUUUAAGUAAAGCAUCCAAGUUGUAAUUCAGACUAUCAUCAUGACCAUCAUGCUUGGUAUUGCAGUAAAAGACGACAGUUCCCAAGAAAAUCAGAUAUCAUAUUUUGCUCAGUAUGUUCUCAAUGACAGUGAGAUAUGGAGCAGGAUUGAAAAGUCUGUCGGCAAAUCUUUCACCGUCCAAGUAGAAGGAGAAACGACCCAGGGAACUAAUUGUCGAGUGUGGACACAAAUUCUUGAUCGCUAUGAUGGAUCUUAUAUUGUCAGGUACCGUACAUAUCAGACAUGUAGAAAGCUAUUAACCAUUCAUGUCCUGUAUAAUAGUCAACAUGUUGCAGAAUCUCCAUAUAAAAUAUCAGGUCCAGUAUAUUCUGAAGAUUGUUACUGUCCAAUAGGAGACAUAAGCAGUUGGCAGGAAUUGGUUAGUUGCCCAACAUCUUAUGAACAAAUUAAUUAUGACCUCAAAAAUUUUUCUGAGGUAGACUUUGAACCUGUUCUCAAAGAAGCUGCUAAAAGAUUCAACCAGGCAGGAUCACGAAGUUUCUGCAACUACGUAAUUAAAGAUAAUAAAGUGUACCGUAAAUGCUAUGGCCAGCAUGUGGGAUUCAAAAUGUUCAUGGACAACAUUCUCCACUCCAUGCUUCGAAAGAUGUAUCUUCCUGAUGUUGAGUUUAUCAUUAAUCUUGGUGACUGGCCUCUUGUUGAUCCAAAGGUCAAGCCACUCAUCCCAGUCUUCUCAUGGUGUGGUUCUGAAGAUACCGCAGACAUUAUCAUGCCCACCUAUGACAUCACUGAGGCCACACUGGAGAUGAUGGGCAGAGUGACUCUAGACUUGUUAUCUGUCCAGUCCAACAAUGACAUACCGUGGCAUGAGAAGAAAUCACAGGCAUUUUGGCGAGGCCGUGACUCACGUCGGGAAAGGCUUGACCUCAUUACUUUAGCAAGAGAACAUAAACACCUAAUAAAUGCCUCACUCACCAACUUCUUUUUUUUCAAAGAUGAAGAAGAUACAUAUGGACCUAAGGAGAAACAUGUCUCUUUUUUCAAAUUCUUUGAUUUCAAAUAUCAGAUCAACAUUGAUGGAACAGUAGCGGCAUAUCGUUUACCAUACCUCCUAGGAGGAAGCGGUGUGGUACUGAAGCAAGACUCGCCAUACUAUGAAUUCUUUUACCAUGAUCUGGAGCCCUAUGUUCACUACAUUCCUUUUAAGAGGGACCUUUCUGACCUCAUUGAAAAGAUUGAGUGGGCAGCAUCUAAUGAUGACAAGGUCCGAGUCAUUGCUGAGAAUGGUAGGCAGUACGUACAAGAAAACCUCAUGCCAAAGAAUAUAUAUUGCUAUCAUGCUGCUUUAUUCCAGGAAUGGAGCCAACGACUCAAGUCUGAUGUAGUAGUGCGGGAGGGCAUGGAAUUUGUACCCAUCAAAGAAAAUGAGAAGCGAUUUGGAGACUGUCAGUGUCACCUCCUUAAUCGCCAUGAUGAACUUUAAGGUUUGAAGUACAGUAAACCCUCCCAAUACCUGACAGUGUGUGAAAGCCCUGUCUCCUACUGGUAGAAUUCCCCAAGCACUUAUUUUUUGCACUGUACUGCACUUGGUACCAUCAUUUUUGUUUGUUUGGAAACAUUUUAAGGGAAUUACAGUACACAUGAUUAGAAUCUAUAUUGCUUUCUGAGUGAUGAAAGAGUAAUGCAGGCAGCACAGGCACACCAUCAGCUGGGGUGCUCAGGUGCACAAGGUCAGGAAGUUCUAACAGGCACCAUGUGAUUGAUAGCGGAGUGUUCCCAUUAUUGGCUCUUACUGGCCAAAUCUGCCAAUUAUACCAGAUAAAAAUAUAUUCCUCAUUGGAAUAUCCCCUUUAUGAGAAAUCUCUUACUGAGGGGUUUUACUGUAAUAGUACACUGUAUUAUACUUUUCUUCUUUUUUGUUAUUGAAAUAAGUAUAAAAGCACGUGUUGAGAAUUUACUAACACAUUUAUUAAAAGUUAUCAUUCAGUAACAAUGAUAUAGAGUACAGUAUAAUUUUUAGAUGAUCUCAGGUGUUCAUAUAGAAGUCAUUCUAAGUUCAAAUGCCGUCCACUUCUUAAAAGGAAGUUGAAUCAAUAUGAGAUACAUACCCAGUUUCUCUUCUAUUUUUUCACAAUUAUGCAGUACUUUCAAAUCUGUCUGUUAUUCUUCAGUCAGACAAAGAGGCAUAAUAUUCAUCCUCCUUACACCAAACAAGCCAUUUUCCUCAUAAUGGUGUAUAAAGACUCUUGUAGCCAACCACCAUAGUUUAAACCUUUGCACUUCAAACCUAAUGAUGAACAUCAAGCUUCCAUAAACUAAUGAAUUUUGCUUCCGAUUCACUUUGGCAUAAAAGAGUAAUAUAGUACUUUAUUAGAAUUGCACAGUGGUGGUUUAAGUCUCUACUUGAAGUCAUUAGGAGUUAUCUCUUCUUGAAUAUUUCCCUCAUGUUCUCCCCAGGAAGUGUCCUGUAAUAUAAGGUCAAAUCAUGGAUGGAAGUUACAAGAAAAUUUCUAGACACAAAAGUUAAUUCCCAGAGUCUUUGAAACAUAGAAUAGCAAGCUACAUUUUCCAAAUACCCUGUAUAUUAUUGUUACCCUAUGAAACAUUUUCGUGUUUCUACCACGUGAUGACUUUUUAAGUUUGAAAUUUUAAAGUCUCUGAUAUGUAAAUUGAAUGUUUACCUACAGAUUAUUUCUACUAUAUUAUAAUAUACCAGUUCUUGACAAGGUAAUCUGUCCGUGGACUUUUAAUAACACAUUUAGUAUACAGUAUAAAAAACACCUGAAAUUAAUCAUGGAACUAGUACAGUAUGUAAUGCUUGUAGCUUUAAUGAAAAUGUUAAUUAUAUUGUUAACUCUUGAGAACUCCUGCAUUUAUUUUUUAUAUUGGUAUGUUUAUGCUUUUGAUUAAAAGAAACAGUAAA
Homarus americanus (American lobster) is the source of this 3153-nucleotide messenger RNA. RefSeq names its product protein O-glucosyltransferase 2-like. The record is from RefSeq and is a predicted model, not a curated record. Lineage: Eukaryota; Metazoa; Arthropoda; Malacostraca; Decapoda; Nephropidae. Gene Ontology annotation, cellular component: endomembrane system. Bases 271 to 1713 code for a protein of 480 amino acids. Gene Ontology annotation, molecular function: glucosyltransferase activity; protein binding. The transcript has 11 exons.